Cladophialophora carrionii CBS 160.54 is the source of this 153-nucleotide messenger RNA. RefSeq lists its product as uncharacterized. The coding region runs from base 1 to 153 and encodes 50 amino acids. NCBI's taxonomy places the organism in Eukaryota, Fungi, Ascomycota, Eurotiomycetes, Chaetothyriales, Herpotrichiellaceae. The record is from RefSeq and is a predicted model, not a curated record. The transcript has a single exon.
AUGCAGAGAAACUACGUGAUAGCGAUCAUUGUGAUCGUGCUGUUCGUGCUGCUGGCGCUGGUGGGCUAUGCAAUCUACGCCAUCCAAAACCGGGUGAGCCUGUUCGCGAAGAGGGAGAAGGACCUAGAAGAGGCGGAGGAAGAAGAAGAGUGA